Messenger RNA from Mytilus trossulus (common blue mussel), 1197 nucleotides. RefSeq lists its product as uncharacterized. Lineage: Eukaryota; Metazoa; Mollusca; Bivalvia; Mytilida; Mytilidae. Gene Ontology annotation, biological process: beta-D-galactose catabolic process via UDP-galactose, Leloir pathway. The coding region runs from base 15 to 1193 and encodes 392 amino acids. The record is from RefSeq and is a predicted model, not a curated record. The transcript has a single exon. Gene Ontology annotation, molecular function: UDP-glucose 4-epimerase activity. Gene Ontology annotation, cellular component: cytosol.
AGCUGUCACAUACAAUGGAGAUGUUGAUGAAAGUGAUUAGUGUUUUUCUUAUCCUAGCAUUUCAUUUUAUACAUGUUAUAUCUAGCAAACAAUUAAACAUAUUAGUGUUUGGAGGAAAUGGAUUUAUUGGUGCUGAAACUGUGGAAAGGAUUUUAUCAGAGAAUCAUAAAGUGACACUUAUAAAUCGAGGGAAUUGGUAUUGGGAUUCUAGGAUUAAAAUCAAACCGUUUGUUCAACACAUAACCUGCGAUAGGACACAACCUCUGAAAGACUGUAAUCUCUUACAAUCUUUUUUAUUAGAAAGUGGUGAAAGUUUGUAUUUUGAUUUCGUUAUAGAUUUCAGCGGAUACUUUUCAUUUCAGAUAACCGAUGUCCUUGAAGCAUUCCGUAAUCAAAUAGGAAAGUACAUUUACAUAAGUUCAGAUUCAGUAUACGAAGUGUGUAAAGAGAAGCACCAUUACGAAUUUACAGUAGAAACUGAUGCUGUAAGACCUGCAGAUGAAAAAAUACAGCAAGAAUUAAACGGAAAGGAUGAUUAUGGUCACCAGAAACUCGAAUGCGAAGAGGAAUUAAAACAAGAUGGAGUGUCAUAUUUAAUCUUGAGGCUCCCAGAUGUUAUAGGACCGAGAGAUAACACCUUGCGAUGGUGGAUGUACCAGCUAUGGAUUAAAUUAUCCGAUUAUUUAACUCGUCCAAUAACUAUACCAAAACGAUUGUUUUAUAAGCCCUUAAGUUUCGUAUACGUAAAAGAUGUGUCAGAUCUUAUCGUUAAUUCAUUAUCGUUUAAACCAGAUGUGUUUAACGAGGCUUAUAACUUAGCUUUCUCAGAAACACAAACUUUAUACCAGUUAUUAUCACACAUCAGAGAUAAAAUAGGAAAAGAGUCGACAAAUAUUUACCUAAAUGAACGAGAAGACUAUAUGCAUUUGUUUCCUUCUGUGACAUUAGGGCCAAUAAGUAUAGUAAAAGCAAAGGAACGCCUAGGAUGGAACCCUACCCCAUUCGAAAAAGCAGCAGAGAAAACAACAAAGUUUUAUGAAAAUGCGAUUUCUAACAUUUCAUUUACUUCUGAAGCUGAUAGAGUGAUUGAAAAGAUACAAAAGUAUUGUACAGACAACCCAAAUGACGUUUACAACGGCCUUUACCAAGAGUAUGGUAUUAGUACUAGUCAUCAUAUUAAACAGGAUCUAUGAUUCU